Messenger RNA from Perca fluviatilis (European perch), 2611 nucleotides. RefSeq names its product microtubule-associated protein 11-like. Gene Ontology annotation, molecular function: alpha-tubulin binding. Lineage: Eukaryota; Metazoa; Chordata; Actinopteri; Perciformes; Percidae. The record is from RefSeq and is a predicted model, not a curated record. The transcript is spliced from 13 exons. Gene Ontology annotation, biological process: cilium assembly. Bases 51 to 1892 code for a protein of 613 amino acids. Gene Ontology annotation, cellular component: TRAPPII protein complex.
UGACUCCGGUGCUGCUGCUCGUGCUCGCUCAGCCUCCUCCCGUCGUCGCCAUGGUGCAGAUGAUGGAGUCGCAGUGCGAGUAUUUCAUGUAUUUCCCGGCGGUGCCCAUCACGGAUCUGUCGGACCCGGCACGGUACCGCACUCUGCCCCGCCGGAGUCACCUCUACCUCGGGGAGACGGUCCGAUUCCUGCUGGUGCUGCGCUGCAGGGACGCUGGGGCGACUCCAACCGAGCACGGCCCCGCAGGGGGCGCUGAGGGCACCGCAGCCGGUUUUGGGACGGAGUCGGCCAGUAGCCGGGCGUGGAGAGAGCUGGCCGGCUCUCUGUGCGCCGUGGCCAGCGUGAGUCCCGGUGACAGUAGCCGCCAUCGAGGCAACCACCACCAGCAUCACCACGACUACCAGAGCAGCGGGGACGAGGCCAACGAGGACGGCGAGGAAGACUACAUCGCAGCGGCAGAGGCAGCCAUCGCGGCGCUCGGCAGCAGGGUGGACUCCCGGUGUCGGAGCUUCAGGGACUGCAAGCCGCUGCUCAUCCACAACUCAUCUGGGACGGCGGCGAGGGAGUUCCGCAGGGCGCCUGUUCAGUCUCCUCUGGACGAGCCGGUGGUGUUGACCGAUGAAGUCAUCUUCCCCCUCACCGUCUCGCUGGACAAACUCCCCGUCAGCACGCUGAAGGUCAAGGUGAUGGUCACGGUGUGGAAGAAGGAGGCGGAGAAAGCCGAGGUGCAGGAACUCGGAUACCUGAGCGUCCUGCAGCAACGAGAGCCAACACACACCUUCAGACACGACCUGAACACCUUCAAGGCUCAGGUGAGCACUACUCUGACCGUGCUGCCGCCUCCCACCGUCCGCUGUAAGCAGAUGACCGUCUCUGGGAAGCACCUCGCCGUCCUCAAAGUGUUGAAUGAGUCUUCUCAGGAGGAGUUGAGUGUUCGGGAUGUUCGUAUUUUGCCAAAUCUCAACGCGUCCUACCUUCCCAUGAUGCCCGACGGCUCCGUGCUGCUGGUGGACAACGUGUGCCACCAGUCAGGGGAGGUGGGCAUGGCGUCUUUCUGCAGGGUGGAGAGCCUGGCCUGCCGCCUUCCCAGCAUGCUCAGCGCUUUGGAGGAGCACGACUUCCUGUUCCAGCUGCACCUCAACGACAUGCCGCAAGAUGACUCCAACGAGGGGCUGGAGGUUCCCCUGGUCGCUGUGCUGCAGUGGUCAACUCCCAAGAUGCCUUUCACCAACUGCAUCUACACCCACUACAGGUUGCCUAGUAUCCGUCUGGACCGGCCUCGGUUCGUGAUGACGGCGAGCUGUCCCAGCACCGUCAGAGUGAAGGAACACUUUAAGGUCAAAUACGUUCUGCUCAACAACCUGCAGGACUUCCUGGCCGUCCGGCUCGUCUGGACUCCAGACGGUCGCGGUCCGGUGGAUGACUCCCCGCUGGCUGCGGUGGUCUGCCACAGUCCGCUCAGUAACCUCGGCCACUGUCGGAAAGGCAGCACGCUGUCCUUCAGCGUGGCCUUCCAGAUCCUCAAACCAGGACUCUACGAGCUGAGUCAACACAUGAAGUUGAAGCUCCAGUUCACGGCCUCGGUGUCCAACCCUCCGCCUGACGCUCGCCCGCUGUCACGUAAAAACAGCCCGUCCAGCCCGGCGUUUCGAGACCUGCUGGACCGGCACCAGGCCAGUCUGGGCCGGUCCCAGUCCUUCUCCCACCAGCAGCCGUCUCGGUCCCACAUCAUGAGGACGGGCAGUGCCAUGGAGCGCCGGGCCAUCACCCCUCCUGUUGGCUCUCCGGUGGGCCGGCCCCUCUACCUGCCUCCUCAGGACAAAUCUCUGCUCACGCUGGACAAGAUCGCCAAGAGGGAGUGUAAAGUCCUGGUGCUGGAUCCUGUCAGCUAGGGACCAGAGGGAGUGUAAACAUUAUAUAUGUCAUUUUACCCAAAGCGACUUACAAUUGUUACAUAUCAGAGGUCACACGCCUCUGGAGCAACUAGGGGUUAAGUGUCUUGCUCAGGGACACAUUGGUUGAUGUAUCACAGUGGGAAUCGAACCAGGGUCUCCCACACCAAAGGCAUGUGACAUAUCCACUGCGCCACCACCACCCUAAAGUCCUGGUGCUGGAUCCUGUCAGCUAGGGACCAGCGCUGGAACUUAAACUGCUGCUUUGUGUCUUUUCCUGUCAGGAAGCAUGUUUAAUUUAAACAGGAGCACGAAGAAUAAGAAGCAAAGAGUCCUGAUGGGACAACAUGAACAAACACACUGUACAGACUGUACAGGCUUUAAAAUGUAAUAUUUAUUCAUGUAUUAUCAUGUUUCUGUAUUAUUUAUGUGUGUGUGUGUGUGUGUGUGUGUGUGUGUGUGUGUGUGUGUGUGUGUGUGUGUGUGUGUGUGUGUGUGUGCGUGUGUGAGCUUGUUUAACUAUAUUCGUGGGGUCCAAAGACCGGUAGUCCAGUAUACUUGUGGGAUCCCGACAGUUUCGUGGGGCCAAAAUGUUGGACCCCCCAAGUUUAAAGGGCUGUUUGAGGGUUAAGACUUGGUUUUAGGACUAGGGUUAGAAUUAGGUUAUGGUUAAGGUGAAGGUAAGGGUUAAGGUUAGGCAUUUAGUUGUGAUGGUUAAG